UCCGCACACGCUUAGCGUGAGGUGUGUGGUAUUCGGUGAUGUUGCACCAUCUUUGAACAUGUUAUGGUGAUUUCUAGAACGCACAAAGGAAGGAAAAUAAAAAGUGCAAGAGCGUCAAGUUAAGCAUCAUGGGUUGCCUCCAGUCCCGAAAAGUGGAGGAGAACUACCUUCUGCAAAGCCUCCAGGAGCACGAGAGCGGCAUCAACUGUAUGGCCGUGAGUGAGGACGGUUCUGUGUUGGCCACGGGCGGCGAGGACAAGACGGCUCGGCUGUGGAGCACCAAAACAGAGCAGUGUGAGUGCAUCGGCGUGCUGCGGGGCCACGGGGACUACAUCAACUGUAUUCUCAUAGAGGACUGCUACGUGCUCACGGGUUCGGCCGACAAGACUGUGCGGAAGUGGGACGUGGGCACGUGCGAGUGUCUCCUGGUCAUGACUGGUCACUCCAGCGUCAUUUAUCGAAUGAUCUGCACCGGCGACUUCAUCUUCACAAGCUCCUACGACCGCACAGCUCGUGCCUGGGACUUCGACUCCGGGGAGUGCGUGCGCGUGUUCCGAGGCCACAAACGAGGCGUCUACCCUCUCAUCUUUAUCCCGGCCGAGCAGGACGAAGACGACGGGGACGUAGACCUGGACGCCUCUAACGACAUCCUCAUCACUGGCUCAGCAGACUUCACCGCCCGCACCUGGAACUUCGAGACGGGUCACGUGAUCAAGGUCAUGAAGGGUCACAAGGGCGCGGUCACGUGCAUGUCGGUUGACCCCGGCGGCCGAGUGUUGUUUACCGGAAGUACGGAUUUCACCAUCAGGAGUUGGAAUAUGUACAAAGGGACGCAGCUCAAAGUGUUUGAAGGACAUCAGGGAUCUGUGAUAUGCAUGACGUGUUCACUGCUUGUGGUGAUGCAUCAGUUCGUGUGUUUGACGCCAAGACGGGCACCGUCCGACGCACCAUGAAGGGACAUAGCACCACAGUCACUGCCAUGCAGGUGGUGGAGGGCAGAUUAUUCACCUCCUCCUACGACGGCAGCCUCAACGUGUGGAACGUGAGAAACCUCGAGAACAACGACACCGCCAUCAACAAAACCAACGUGGUCAACAACAACAACAAUAACAACGUGGACAAAGGCAAAGACAAAGACAAGAUGAACGAAGUGGAGAAAUUUGGCGGCUUACAGCCCAGCAGCUCGACCCCCGCCGAAUCGGGGAACUCCGAUGGGGACAAGAUCAUGAUCGACUGACGCAGAAGCUGAGGUUUGGACGUUUGUUGUUAUUUUCUACACAUGUUGCACCUCUGAAGCAGGCACGGAAUCAAAGGACCUACCCAGACACACGUCUGCUCUUGUGGAGGUGUCAACGGAGAAAUGAAUAUUCAUUAUUUUGUUAAUGCUCUUUUGUCAUGGGAAACGAAAUGUGUAUGCCUAUAACAUUCUGUGUGCGCGCGCGCGCGUGUGUGUGUGUGUGUGUGUGUGUGUGUGUGUGUGUGUGUGUGUGUGUGUGUGUGUGUGUGUGUUCAGUGCAGUUGGGACAGAGGGGAGAGCGAGGGCGUGCGAAGGCGUAUGUAAGUCGUGUGAGCUAGUGCGACAACGAUGGUGCAAUGUUCAAACGAAUUUCAUUCUGAUUCUAUUGACUACGCGGUAGAACUGUUCUACUUUAUCAUUUUAUCUCUGUCUUUUUAUCAUCUAUACGUCUGUCUGUCUGUCUGUCGCUCUAUCUAUCGUUCUAUCUAUCUGUCUAUCUAUCGUUCUAUUAUCCAAGCCCCCACCCUCCCCUUCAUUGGCUUUGUUCGAUCCUGCCAAUCUCUCACAGCUCCACAAGCUCUGAUACAUCUCAGUUAAAACGCGAACAACUUGACGUGCUUACGUCAGCAGGAAAGCUUUACUUCCUUGUGCCUCUACAACUAUUCCUAUUUCUUUUCUUCUGGCUAAAAUAUAUUCUCCAAGAACUUGUCUCACUCAGGCUCCAUUGCUUUUGUCUCUUUUGUGGUGCAGCCUCUCUGCACAUAAUACGCAUUUUGUUUACAUUUUGUUUAAAAAUCGAGUGUU
Aplysia californica (California sea hare) is the source of this 2041-nucleotide messenger RNA. Its product is annotated as WD repeat-containing protein 86. The record is from RefSeq and is a predicted model, not a curated record. Lineage: Eukaryota; Metazoa; Mollusca; Gastropoda; Aplysiida; Aplysiidae. Gene Ontology annotation, molecular function: protein binding.